AAUUACCCAUUAUUCAUUGCUUUGCAGUUAAACCAUGCUUUUAACAAUCUAUGGUCAAUAUUAAUGGGGCAGUACGGCCUAUUUCUCGGUGAAAACCGCGGUUAUAUCAUUAUUCUUCUACUUAUUAUUGGGUAUUUAUAUUGCUCAAUUUUGUUCAAAAUUUCAAAAUUAUCAUUUAUGUAAGCACAAUGAUUUACUCUUCUAAAUCAAAUGAGAACAUACAAAUCAUUCCAAGGUACAAAAAGAAAAUUAAAAAGUUAAACAACUUGAAGACCGCUAGAAUAUAUGUUGCAUUGUUUCUAGCCAUCCUUUUGAUUGGCUUUUACUAUUAUUUUCGGGAGCAUAUUGUGGUUAGAUUGGACAUCCCUUUGAAGUCAAACGUGAAAAAGGAAAAUUUAAAAAAAUAUAUGAUGCAAGAACUCGAUCACAUAGGUUAUAUAGAACCGGAACUUCAAGUAACUCUUGAUGAACGAAUCAUUCAUUUAGACCUGAAGGGGGCUCCUCCUAAAAUUUCCUACUUUUCAAGAUUGUUUCCUUUAAUUGCGGAAUUAGGAGGGACCGGGAUACUAAUUGAAUACGAGGAUAUGUUCCCGUAUAAUGGGACAAUUUUGAAGAAUGUCUCUGCCUUAAAUGCUUACAGUUUAAAAGAAAUUACAAUUAUCAACAGACUUGCCCGAGAAAAUAAUUUAAAAGUUAUUCCCUUGAUACAGACAUUUGGACAUUUGGAAUUUUUAUUAAAGUUGCAACAAUAUAAAGACUAUAGAGAGGUAUUUGCUUAUCCUCAAGUAAUUUGCCCGUCACAUCCUCAUACAAUGUCUUUAAUUGAAGAUAUGAUUGACCAGAUCAUCGCUUCACACCCGGACAUAGAAAUGUUGCAUAUUGGUUGUGAUGAGGUGUAUUAUUUAGGGUUUUGUGAACGUUGCACAAAUCGUAUGAUUAAUGACAAUGUCUCCAAGAACUUGUUAUUCUUGGAGCAUGUUAAAGCAAUUUCGCAAAUUUUAAACAAGAAAUAUCCCCAUAUUAGAAUUUUACUCUGGGAUGAUCAGUUCCGUUCUAUGACCGAAACUGAUCUUGCAGAAGUUAAGUUGAAUGAAAACUUGGAACCUGUCAUUUGGAGGUACACUAAAGAGGUAUAUGAUGAAUUGGGGCCUAGUUUAUGGGACAUGUAUUCCAAAAUUUUUAGAAAAGUUUGGAUUGCUAGUGCCUAUAAAGGCGCCAUAGGAAGUAACAAGUAUAUGUCCGACGUUAAUCAUUAUCUUCAGAAUCACAGAAGUUGGCUCUCAGUUGUUGCAGAGCACAAAAGACGUGUUAAUUUUCGUGGAAUCAUAAUGGCCGGUUGGCAAAGGUAUGACCACUUUGCUGUGUUGUGCGAGUUGUUGCCAAUCGGUAUACCGGCAUUAGCGAUGAGUUUAAGGUUAUUAAAAGGGUUUAAAGACUCCCCCUUAAGUCCGCCCACGGAAGUCUCAAAAGUUUUAAAAUGUCAUCAACCUUAUGGGCUGAUUGGGUCGGCAUUUGGCAGCCCAAAAUGUGAAUUUCCAGGUACAUAUAUUUUUCAUUUUGCGGUUUGAUUACUUCCAUGUAAUUAAUAUGGAUGUCGUAAUUUUAAGGAGGUGAUGUCCUGGAAAAUGUCAUCCGGCUACAGCAGCUGGUGCAAGAGUAUGAAGCCCUAGUGGAUGAUGCGAGGGUUAAAGGUUGGAUGAAUGAUUACAAUCUGGCGCAUGGUUUUUCUAAUCCUCAGUAUGUAGAA
Molecule: messenger RNA, 1747 nt
Organism: Cylas formicarius (sweet potato weevil)
Lineage: Eukaryota; Metazoa; Arthropoda; Insecta; Coleoptera; Brentidae
Product: hexosaminidase D-like
Exons: 2
Coding region: 189-1568 (459 amino acids)
Biological process (GO): carbohydrate metabolic process
Molecular function (GO): hexosaminidase activity
Source: RefSeq, a predicted model, not a curated record